UUCAACUUCCGGCUGCAUCGUCCUCUGGAAAUCACAACAAUGGGCAGUGUUUUGGCUGCCAGCUCCCCCAACCCCCCGCCCCCUGCCUCAGGCGGUGUGGCCGCUGCCCCCGGGUUGACGGUGCCCCCAGGCUUUGGGAUGCCUCCAGUCUCCUCGGUCAUACCCCCCGAUGGGGCAGCCUCAGAGCAGGAGGACGAGAACUCUCUGUCCAACCCGGGGGCGUUCGAUGAGUGUCAUCGCAAGUGCAAAGAGGUGUUCCCGAUGCAGAUGGAGGGCGUCCGGCUAGUUGUCAACAAAGGCCUUAGCAACCACUUCCAGGUGAAUCACACGGUGCUGCUGAGCACCACCGGAGACUCCACCUACAGAUUCGGAUCCACAUACGUAGGGACAAAGCAGAUGGGUCCAGGAGAGUUUUUCCCUGUCAUGGUGGGAGACAUGGACAACAGCGGCAGUCUUAACGCUCAGAUCAUCCACCAGGUCGCCAGCAGAAUACGAUCCAAACUGGCCUUCCAGACGCAGCUAAACAAGUUUGUGAACUGGCAGGGAGAUGCAGAGAUUAAAGGAGAAGACUACACUGCCACCAUCACACUUGGAAACCCCGAUGUCCUCGUCGGCUCUGGGAUUCUUAUAGCGCACUACCUCCAGUCCAUCACGCCGGCCCUGGCUCUGGGUGGGGAGCUGGUGUACCACAGCAGGCCGGGGGAGGAGGGCUCAGUCAUGUCUUUAGUGGGCAGAUACACAGGAAGUAACUACAUCGCCACAUUGACCGUGGGCUCAGCAGGGGCUCACGCUUCAUACUAUCACAGAGCUAACGAGCAGUUGCAGCUGGGCGUGGAGUUGGAGGCCAGCACCCGCAUGCAGGACACCAGCGUGUCGUUCGGCUACCAGCUAGAUGUGCCUAAAGCCAAUUUACUGUUUAAAGGCUCAUUAGACAGUAACUGGGUGGUGGGGGCCACGUUAGAAAAGAAGCUGCUCCCCCUGCCCCUCUCUCUGGUCCUCUGCACCUUCCUCAACCACCGCAAGAACAAGUUCCAGUGCGGCUUCGGGGUCACCAUCGGUUAGACUCCGCCCACCGACAGACUCAGAGCGGACAGCAGCACCACCAUGUCCAUCUUUCAUCUGUCACUCCAUUCUGACAAUAUCGUGCUCUAAGUUUCAUCACAUGGUGAACAGAAGGUAAUUUAAAUCUGAUGCAUUUAAAACUGUACGAUUGAAUAAUGAUCAGAAGUGAAACAAAUAAUGUGAUUGGUCAGGAAUAUUUCGACUGUGGACUCCGGACACAAACCAAUAGACUGUAGAGGUGUUGUCACAUGGAGAGACAUCACAGAGCUCUUCGUUUUUGUCCCUGAGUUCAGUGCCUGUCGCUCUAGUCUUGAGUUUUAUUCCUGUUUUUUUACUGUUAGUCUGUUUUGGCGUGCGGUGAAUGAAAUCGUUGUGUUUGUUAAAAGGUGAUUUAUAAGUUUAGCAGCCAACAGGAGGGGGCGGUACUGCAUGUCACGUUCAAAAUCCAUCACUUGUUUUGCCUUUUUUAUGUUACUUACAUAUGGAACAGUAUAUAUGACCUGUAUAUACCUCUUGGAAACUGAUAAAUACCAUUUCUUACAGAAAA
Messenger RNA from Notothenia coriiceps (black rockcod), 1609 nucleotides. Its product is annotated as mitochondrial import receptor subunit TOM40 homolog. Gene Ontology annotation, biological process: protein import into mitochondrial matrix. The record is from RefSeq and is a predicted model, not a curated record. Bases 40 to 1062 code for a protein of 340 amino acids. Lineage: Eukaryota; Metazoa; Chordata; Actinopteri; Perciformes; Nototheniidae. The transcript has 10 exons. Gene Ontology annotation, cellular component: mitochondrial outer membrane. Gene Ontology annotation, molecular function: transmembrane protein transporter activity.